UGACGCUGCCGUAACGCCCACGCGCUGUCCCGGUGUCUAGACCUCGUCUCAUACAUAGUCUCUGGUCCUGAGCUAAUACGAGCUAGCAGGAAAUACACCCAAGAAGAAACCCCCCCUACCAGUGAUGGUUAUGGAGGAUGAUGGACGUCCCCUCACGCAGUCAGAGCCAGGCACCCUGCCAGUCGUGGACGGACCGGAACGGCUGGUCCGCGGCGGCGGCUUCACCUCCAGGACGUCCCUGCGAUCCUCUCCCCGGCUUUCAGCAUCUCAGCCUGGCCUCACCGUCUGACCAGAGGCCCUUCUACGACCACCUGCAGGCGUCCACCCACGACUUCCAGAGCGGCCUCACAACCUGUCCACCCAGAGACUACACAAAUCACAACAUGCUGUGUGUGGAUGAUGCUCACCAGAGCGUGCAGCGAAUCCUUCCCGGUCCUCAUGUUUCAUCCACGAGUCCACCUUUAAGCCACGGCACAAAUGCACCUCUGCAUUCUCUUCCUCAGCCUUGCAACUUCCAACACAUGUCACUUUAUUCCUCUCAAGCCGCAUGUCCCCCUCUCCAGCCCUUGAACGCACACCAGGUUUUACUGAAUGGACCUCGGUCACAGCAUCAAAAUCAUCUUCCCGUCAGCCCUCCUUUAUCUGGAUAUUAUGCGAACCAGUGUCCACAGUCCAUGCCCCCGCCUUCGUUUGAAGGGGAAAAGGUGGAGUCUCCUAUAAGAUACACUUUCAACCAUACCUCACCCACCUCUCCUGUGCAGCAGCACCAGCAGCAGCAGCCUCAGUGGACGCUUCCACCGCAGUCUAGAGGGACCGGAAACGAGUUCGUUCCCAGUGCAGCUGCACAGAACAGGGACAUCGCUCCGCAGUCUCCCAACUCUGAGUCCCGUUAUGGUCUGGACCCAGAGCUCUUGCCCAGCGCUGUGAAGGUGAUGUCAGACGACAGAGCAGCGUGGGAGGACAAGGUCUUCGUCUCAGAACCUUUUUCCCGUCUGCCUCCUUUGGCAACCACUUCCUGUGUCAUCGAGGACAGAGGUAACGCGAGUCCCUCCGCCAUCCGCUUCACCUCCUACUCCGUCCCCUGUGAGGCUCAGUCCGUGCUGCUCAGCCACCUGCCUCUGGGAGCUCUGGUCACUCCUCUGGUGAAACAAAAUCCUGGAGAGAAGCCCAUCCCACUGCGUAAGGAGGCGGAGACUGUUUCGGGCUGUGGACAGUGUGGCGCCUCCAUGUGUCCAGCCAUGAGCUGGCAGGACUGUGGUCAAAGGUUUUACUGCCCCUUCUGCGGUAAACUCGGCGAAGUGUCGUGGCAACACUACCAGCCCACCAAAGGGGUCGAUGGGCUUCGUGUUGAUAAAGACAAGAGGCCUGAACUUAGCUUGGGGUCAUACGAGAUACUCAACUCUCAGAAGGGUGAACCCGCUGCCCUGCUUCUAGCCAUAGACGUGUCUGCCUCAGCGCUGAGAGGGGGGCAUCUGGAAUUUGUAACGAAACAGAUCCACACGCUGCUCACCUCUCUGAACAGGGAGGAUGGGGACUCGCUGUCGGAUGUCCGUGUCGGUUUGAUAACCUACGACACCAGGAUCCACCUGUUCGACCUCAGUCCCGACCUGUCCCGCCCGCACAUGCUGGUCAUCACGGAGACGGAGGACCUGCAGCUUCCUGUGAGGGAGGGGCUCCUGGUGUCCCUCAAAGACUGUAUAAGCAGCAUCGACAGUGUGUUGCAGCUUGUUCCUCAGUUCAGUCCAGAGUGUGGUGGCUCUGAUGGCGUUCCCAUGGAGCUGCCAGUCAAAGCAGGACUAGCCGUUCUACAGGGGCUGAGUUGUCCUGGGAAGCUGCUGAUCUUCCACACUGCCCCUCUGGUAGAAACGGGACACGCAAACUCCUCCUCAGGGUUCUUCGGCACCAACAAAACAAAGUCCAUCUUCCAGCCAUCAGAAGUAGCCGUCUCACUGGCCAAGGAGUGUGUCCUUCAGGGAUGUGGGGUUCACCUGUUCGUCCUUUCUCAGCAUGAUGUGGGCGGCGCUUGGCCAGGACACAUUCCAUAUCUGACGGGGGGAGCUCUGCACACCUACAGCCACCUCCAGGGGGAAUUGGACAGGGAGCGUUUCAGCUCCGACCUAAAGAAAGCUGUAGAGACGGACGCGGGCUACAAGGCUGAGCUCAGGAUAUUUGUCAGCAAAGAUUUACGCGUGUCCGGCUGUUAUGGACUGUUUGUCCCCGGACCGAGCCCCGGACACGUCACCCUGGCAACACUUGACAGGUGGACAACGCUGGCUGUGGAGCUCGCACACAACAGAGCUCUGGAUGAGACCAGAGGGGUUGCCAUACAGGUUGUCCUGUCUUACAGCGUCCAGUCAGGAGACCGGAGGACCAGGGUUCACACUCUGACCUUACGAUGCUCACGUCAGCUACAAGAUACUUUCCGUCACUAUCAGGCCCAGACGCUGCUCGCUUUCUACUGCAAGAAGAUGUACUGUUCAGUGCUGGAGCGCCCUCUGCAGGAGCUGAGAGAGGAGCUGCAGACGGAGGUGACGGAAGCGUUGGCCUCCUACCGCAAACACUGCUGCUCUGCUUCAGUGUCUGCAGGACAGCUGGUCCUUCCUCAGCACCUUCGGUCUCUUCCCGUUUACGUCAACAGUCUGAGGAAGAGUGAGGUGCUGCUGCCGGGCCUGAGGAGCUCCAUCCACCACAGACUGCAGCAGCGUUGCCAGGUGCUCAGCAUGGACACGUGCAGCACCGCCGCACACUUCUACCCUCUGCUGCUGCCUCUGCCGCUGUCGGUCGACGGCUCCCACCCCCCAAACCCAGAGGAGGCGCUGCGCUGCUCUGCUGCCAACCUGGAGCCCAGAGGUCUGUAUUUGAUCCAUGCUCCUCUCACCCUGCUGCUCUGGGUGGGCACCCAAGUCCCAGCAUGCACUCUGGUCGAGCUCUUCAACAGCAGCAGCUUCUCCUGCCUGCCCUCUGGAGAGACCAAGUUGCCAGUUCUGGAAACCCCUCUGUCCAUCCACGUCCGGUCCCUCGUCAACACACUGAACUCACAGACGCCCUGCAGCCGCAAGCUCUGGGUGGUGAAGCAGGGCGACACCUGCGAGGAGGCCCUGCAGCGCCACCUGGUGGAAGACAAGAGCCCCAACGGAGGAGCGUCCUACGCCGACUUCCUCUACCAUCUCCACAUCAACUCCGUGCGGCUGCUGCAGUGACGAACCCGAAAGCUGACGCCGCAACAGCAUGUUUGCCCCAUUCGUUUUCUGUAACCACAUGUGGCCGAUUUUAGAAUCACCCCUGAACCUGACGAGCUUGUCUUUGGACGGUGGGAGGAAGUGGGAGUACCCCGAGAGAUCAUGCAAACUCUACACAGAAAGACCCCGGUGGUCGGCCGGUGGAUUCAAACCCAGAACCUUCUUGCUGUGAGGCUUCAGUGCCAACCAGCGUUAGACGUUACUGUAACGUUGGAGGGACGAGGAGACGCAUGGGGACAUUACAAAAGACAUGUCAUUUAUUUAAAGACUGCAGUGAUAUAAAAUGUGUUUGUGUGGCGAGUGCUGUUCUGAAUGGAUCUGUGUAUUAUUGAAAGUGUCUUAAUGAUGUUAUUUAUUCUGAAAUCCUGAGAGUUAUGUGUGUGAGUGACGUGUGUGUGGAUUAUGUCCAGUAAAUAAAGCAAAGGCUUUACUCGACCUCAGACAUUUAAA
Messenger RNA from Mugil cephalus (flathead mullet), 3689 nucleotides. RefSeq names its product protein transport protein Sec24C. The transcript is spliced from 22 exons. Lineage: Eukaryota; Metazoa; Chordata; Actinopteri; Mugiliformes; Mugilidae. Bases 138 to 3200 code for a protein of 1020 amino acids. Gene Ontology annotation, biological process: COPII-coated vesicle cargo loading; intracellular protein transport; endoplasmic reticulum to Golgi vesicle-mediated transport. Gene Ontology annotation, cellular component: COPII vesicle coat; endoplasmic reticulum exit site. The record is from RefSeq and is a predicted model, not a curated record. Gene Ontology annotation, molecular function: zinc ion binding; SNARE binding.